UCUCUAUUUUCGAGAAUCAACUGAAACCCUAAUCAUAUAAGAUAGUUGUUUUUUUUUUUUUGCCAUAUACAAUCCUUUUCCUUGAGAGUUGGUGCUGCUGGUGAAAGCUUUCACUGUAUAACUGCUCCGAAAAAAAAAAAGAAAACAAAAAUAAGAGAAAGAUUCUUGCUUAACCAUGGCGGACAAGGCAGUGACUAUUAGGACCAGGAAGUUCAUGACCAACAGGCUACUUUCCAGGAAACAAUUUAUCAUUGAUGUUUUGCAUCCUGGGAGGCCCAAUGUUUCCAAGGCUGAACUAAAGGAGAAGCUUGCUAGAAUGUACGAGGUUAAGGACCCCAAUUCAAUUUUUGUGUUCAAGUUCAGAACCCAUUUUGGAGGUGGUAAAUCUACCGGAUUUGGUUUGAUAUAUGAUUCUGUUGAGAACGCAAAGAAGUACGAGCCCAAGUAUAGGCUAAUCAGGAACGGACUCGAUUCCAAGGUAGAGAAAUCGAGAAAGCAAAUGAAGGAAAGGAAGAAUCGGGCUAAGAAGAUCCGAGGAGUAAAAAAGACCAAGGCCAGUGAAGCAGCAAAGAAGAAGUGAGAUACAAGGAUUUGAAAAAGAAGAGGUGAAGUUGAUGCUGUAACUUAGAGCCAAUGUUUUGAGGUGAAGUUGAUGCUGUAACUUAGAGCCAAUGUUUUCCAACACAAGUGUUUAGGUGUUCUUCAAUCUGUUUUGUUUGUUUUUUUAAAAAAGAAAAAACUGGAUUUUGGUGUUCAACUGAUGUUUAAUCUUAUUUUUGCAGCAGAUUUUGAUAUAUUUAGUGAGUGUAAUACUUUGUUAUUUCCAUUAAUGUUCCCUUCCUUUAUUUUGCCA
Molecule: messenger RNA, 853 nt
Organism: Gossypium arboreum
Lineage: Eukaryota; Viridiplantae; Streptophyta; Magnoliopsida; Malvales; Malvaceae
Product: 40S ribosomal protein S24-1-like
Exons: 5
Coding region: 176-580 (134 amino acids)
Biological process (GO): translation
Cellular component (GO): ribosome
Molecular function (GO): structural constituent of ribosome
Source: RefSeq, a predicted model, not a curated record